ACUCGGACCACUUCCCUUCCAGGUUUGAUAAAGACAGGUGACAAGAGUGAAGACAAAGUCACGACGCUGACUGAAUGAGAAUUCCUGGCACUUGGAAAGGGCUAACGGUUGCUAGCACUUGGCAAACAUAGUGCAAAAGAGUUGAGUCAAGUGCAUUUGGCCUUGAUUGCCGAUGUGAUGCCUCAAAUUUGAAGCCUGAAUGUCAGAUGCCAAAUGCCGUUUACACGCGGAUGCUUGCAAUGGUUGACUGUUCGGCUUUUGUUGCUGGUGCGUUGCACCUGUUCACUUGAAGCUGGUGGACAAGCAUGGCCACUGACACCAGUGCGAGCAGCAGAGCGAAUUCCGCUAAUGAUGAAGAUUUCCACAUCUGACAAUGAGGCAUACAGUGUGACCGAAGGCAGCUUGACGCUGGUCUUGAAAUGGCAGGAUGCUUCGGUCUUGCAGUUCGACCACUCACUGUCAAAUUGCAAGGACAUCAUCGUGGAGGUAUGGCAGUUCCCGGCUCCAGCUAGUUGUGCCACUACAAGUGACGGAUCUGCUGUAAGCUUCACCUUCUACGAUGAUCAUACCUUGGGUGCAGCUACUACAUAUAUUUUGAUGACGGCAGUGCACUUGCAGCAAUCAGGCGGCACUGAUGUACAACGAACUUGCAUUGCUCAAAUCAUACGUGACUUCGAGUUGAUAGAUCAAUUUGGUGUUGUCAUCCCUCAAAUCUUAGAGGCUCAGGCAGGUCCACAGCUGGGUUUCUUUGACAUCACCCCGAUGAGCCUCAGCCUCAACAGCGCCACAACAUUUACACUGGAGAUAUCCUUGGCCUCCUCUUCCGAAGCAUUUGCUAUUGACCCAGGUGCUCAGGGGAGCAUUGUGAUUUGGGCUGCUCCGUUCUUCGCAUGGGAUUUUGUGCAACCCUGCGCUGUGGAUGCGAGCACAGAGAGCUCCAGCGUUCAGGGAAGGGGAACAUGCACAUUCCUGCGAUAUCCAGACGUCGGUGACGCUGAGAUUCGAGCUGCGGUGGGGUUCAACUCCAUCAAGCUAAUGCCAUCCGAGAAGAUUGGUCUGUCACCGGUGAUGUUUCGAUUUCAGGUGAGCAGUCCCAGCACCGGCAGCUUCGGGGACAAGUGGUACGCACAAGCUCUCAAGGCAGACCGUCCGAUGCAGGCACCACUUUCCUCGCCAGGUUUGAGCAUUCCACCAAGGCCUGCAGCUUCAAUCACUCAAGUAAGCAGUGCUGCAGCUGGCGCUGACAGCACUAUGAGCUUGGCAUUCGAAACGGGUAUAUCAUUUUCCAGAGGCAGGCUCAUAUUCAGCGCCCCACUGACGUUCGACUUCAUUGAUGCGCAAAUGUCAGUGUCUGGUUUUGCACGAGUUGGUACUAACGCAAUCUUGAGCGACAACACAUUGAAAAUUGAAGUGGUUGAUGAAGGAAUUUGGAGCAAUGUUCUCUAUGCAGUGAUCCUGCAUGUUCGGAACCCGGCAACUGCGAUGCUGUCAGUGACUUGCGUUGAAAGUCUGCUGACCCUGGUUGAUGAUUCCUUGCUGGGCACUUUGGCAGCUUCACCAUUCACCAUGAGCGACUCGGAAGCCUGGCACUUACAAAUAGAAGUUGGCAACCCGGUUGAGACGAGCGGUUCGGCCUCCAUCACACCGGUUGACAUGCAUCUAAGCAUGCCUGGGGUCAUUUCACCACUGAAUUAUGCCGUGGGCAGGAGCAACACUUUAGAAGUGUCUUUUGAACUGGUACUGGGCGUUCUUUCUUCUGAUGCAGCAAUCGUGCUUUCAGGGCCGGCUGAAUUUAGUUUCGCCUGCAGCACAUUCACUGCAGCAACUUCGCUGCUGACAGUUUUGCCUUUACUUGCGCCUUCUGGCUGUACUGCAAGCAACGGGUAUUUAUCUUUGGCAUUGGCACAUGGAGUGUUUCUGGCAGCUGGCACGCUUCUGUCCUUUCAAAUCAGCUUGGAGAACCCUUCCUUGCUUCAAGCUGUUGAUCUGGAAAGCCGGCUUCAAUCCAGUGCAUUUGCCGUUGAUCAGGCUUGGAUGUUGUCCAUUCAGUCCAAUGGUGUGUCCUGUCAAGCAUCGCGGUUGAAGUCCCCUCAUGGUGCCUGGCAAUGGCAGUUGUUUGUCAGGGAAUUGAGCCUGCAGGCCUUAUUCACUGGCGCUUUGCCCGGAGCUGAAGACUUUGUAGCGCUAUCCUUUGAAUUCUCUGCGAGAGUUCUUCGUGGCAGCCGUUUGCACAUUUUUGCUCCUGUGGGUUAUACGUUUCUGUCAAAUUUUAGUGUGGAUGACACAGCGCCAGAUCGGCUAGUCGUCGGGUUUUCUGAGAUUGGGGAAUAUCCAAAUGAGCUUGUUGUUCCGCUAGAGGGGCAUGCUUUCGAGCACAUCGUUUAUGGUCUUCAUGGCACGGUUCGGAACGCACUGGCAACACCAGGAUCACAAGAGCCCGGCUUCAAUCGCUGGAGUCUUUGGGUGCAAGUGCCUGAUCAGAUCAGUUCAGUGGCGGCACUCCAGGGCAGAGCAGAAGCUGGAACUCUUGUAGGUGGCGAUCUGCAAGCACUCCGAGCUUGUGGCAUUUCUCCUUCAACUACUGUUUUUGGCUGGCAAAACCAACUUGCAGUCACCUUCUUUGUAGCCACUAGCAUCUACUCCAGCGAUGCUUCUUUGGGAAGUGUUCACGUCGUGGCUCCGCAAGGCUUCAGCUUUCCAGUGGAGUGCAUUGUGUCCGGGCUGCCAGCCUCGCUUGGCUCGACAUCAACCUGCAAAGGCAACGGCAACAGAGCCAUUGUCAGGCUCACUGGGGCCAUCCCCAGAGGACCCCUUGUGGAGUUCUUCCUUGAACUUGUCAAUCCAACAGAGGCAGUUGUUGGUCAUUGGACCAUUGCCACCUAUCAAGGCCUUGUCCAAGUUGAAGAAUGUGAACAGAAAGUGGCGUCCUUUGACCUCACAAGGGCCCUGAAUCAAGCUCUGAUGUCAAGAGCAGUUGUGGGCCAGGAUUUGCGACCAGGUUACCUAAGCGUAUAUCAGUUCGUUUUUGCCUACCCAGAACGCACGGCCGAAGAACUGGCUGAUAUUGCUGGAGGAGACCACACACGGAGCAUUGUCAAGGUGACAUGCCCUGUCGGCUUUGUGGCGCCUGCUGCAUGCUUGAAUGGUGCAAGCGGUGCUGGCACUGGCUUCGCGGCCCUGCCCGACGUCAUCGCUUGCAUAUCAUUGGGCAGAACCUUGGACAUCACCUUGCAGGGCCUCAUCACGCCCCUCACGACCUAUGCCCUGAGUGUCACAGUUCAGAACCCACCUCAGCAGCAGAGCAACCAGUGGACCCUACUAGUGGACCGAGCGACUGCAACUUUGGAAGGUCCUGCUUUGCGUGUACUGCAAGAUGUAUCACUCAUGCCCGGGAGUAUGCAAGAGGCAGCCUUUGGAAUCUGUAUGAUCCACUUUCGUACAGUCACUGCGGUGCCAAUCAACGGCCAGCUUGACGUGAACAUUCCUGCAAGUUUCACACCUCGCUGUCCUGCUGCGCUAUACGACACUGGUGUGGCUGCACUGGGGAAGUUGGAUGUGACACCUGGCACUCCUUGUCUUGUGACGGCUAGUGGAGCACAUAGGUUGACACUGGGCCCCUUGACAGUCCAGCUGGAGAGCAACACCGCUUAUUUGCUGGCUUUAGGUCUCGAAAAUGGGCUGGCAGCCUUCCAGGAAGCCACAAGUUCGACGUGGACAGUAACAACACAAUUUGAAGGAGAGAUGCUUGAUGUCUCCCGUCCGCUUUCGUCAUUUGACGUUCGACCUGAUUUCGGCACAGUUAGAUUUACACCACCAGCCCUGGUCUCACCCAGAGGGCAGCCAUAUCCAGUCGACGUUACCUUCACGCUCGCAACAGCCGUGAGAUCCGGAGCAGUUGUGUUCUAUCCUCCUCCUUACACCCUCGGCAUUUGUCAGGACUUGCCAACUGAUGGUAUGCCGCAAGGUGCCACUUGCAAAGCCGAAGGGGACGCAACAGGCUGGCGUAGCCAGCGGAUCAUGCUGCGCAGUCUCUCGCCUUGGUCAAGCCGGCCGUACUACUUCCAGCUGCUCGUGCAGGAUGCUGGAGAGGAGCUUCCAGAGCACCGUAGUUACUGGACAGUGGAGCUUGUUGCAAGUGUGCAGUUGUCGCAGACGGAAGACAGCGAUCCCGCGGCCUUGCCAAACUCGAACUCCUUGCCUUCCCUGCCUGGCUUCGUGGUUGGAUCACGCUCUGUGGAGCAGUGGCGAUGGAGAGGGUGGCUGGAUGGUCUGUCGAUUACUUCUAUGGGUGCAGCGCAAGGCGCCAGCAGCCAAGCCUUGGUGUCAUUUGUAUCACAAUUAGAAUUGUUUCCCGCAGACGAAGUGUGGGUGCGAGCACCGGCGGGAAUUGUCCUGCAGCCCUUCUCAUGCUUUGUUUCGACCGAUGGCAACAUACGUAUUCCUGUUCCCUGUGAAGUACCUGAGCCAACAGCGCAAUGCUUUCCCUCGGUACACCAGACAGAGCCAUGCGUAGACGCCGGUUCAGGUCUCAGCCCUGAUUCGCCUGGCUUCUCACACAGGAUUGGAAUGAAAUUGCGGCUGGGAAGGGUUGUUCCGCAGUCGUCUCUGCAAAUUCUGUUAGCAUUUGUUCCGUUGGUAGCUGCAGAUCCAGGAAAAUGGCUUGUGAGCACUUGGAGAGCAAAUCAAGAACUGGAGGCUGCGAUUGCAGAUGGCUUCUCCAUUUGGCACUGGAUAGAGGUCACUCAAUUUCGUCCCUCAAGCCUGCUUCCCGAAGCUGAUAUUUCAGUACACGUCGCAUUUUGGAUGCUUUCUCCUUUGGAAUUCGGUGGCAUUCAAAUACACUCACCCAGCAAUGGAAUCUUUGGAGCCCUCUUCGACUUGUCCCAAUCUGUGCAGGGCUUUUCUUGGGGUAACUUACCUCAAAAUGCAAGACUACAGAAGCUCACUACCAGCACAGCAGUUCUUCAGGUGCAUUUGUGUUGCGAGCUUUUGGGCAGAACCGAAUAUUUCUUCAACUUUGGAGCCCAAAAUCCGAGCAUGCAGCGCAUGCCUGCAACAUCGCAGCCAGAACUUAACACUUGGGCUUUGCAGACAGUUACGCCAGAGGAUUAUGUGAAGCACUACAGGGCUGUGCCAGGCUAUCAGCUUGCUCGUGGAUUUCGCAAGUCAAGUGUGACGCUGGAGGACCAGCUAGUGGUUGGCGGAGUUGAGGGAUCCGCAGAUCGUAUGGUCAAUUUGGUUUUCUAUUUGCCGCAUCAAAAUGCCUUGCAUAGGACUUGCAUGCUUCGUCUCUUGGCACCCACAGGCUGGAAUUUUCCAGACAAGUGUGAGCUGAACCUGCAGCUGGGUGCAUUUACCACCGUGACCAGUUGCACAGCAGCACAGAACGAGCUGACUUUGCUGGUGUCGGGUGAUUUGAACCCCGGAAUCGAAGGGAAGUCCUUUGGCUUUGAGGCCGCCGUAAAGCUUCCGACAAGCGCUGCAGAGAAUGAUGUUUGGUUCUUGGAAGCAUAUGGAGCUGCAGGGACGCCAGACACUUUGGUGGACCCCAACCGCUAUGACAGCCUUGACUUUGAGCUAGCGCCUCGCUUGGCUUCUCCUUUGCUCGGCACUGGGCGCGACGCAUCGGCCACCCUUGAGGGGCAAAUAUCGGCACAGGUGCAGCUGUCUUUAGAAGCACUGGAAUCCCGCAGUACCUGGAGACUGCCAUCUUACUUCCUUGCAGCCGUGAGGCUUCAUUUGCCAGCCCUGCCAUCCCGCUUGGUGAAUGCCACGCUCUUGGUGUCCUUCAGCUUUCACUGGGCACAGCUGCGCUGCUCCCGUUUGCCGAGACCGUUUCAGUCAGGAAGCCUUCCUGCUGGAGCAUUGUGCUCUGAUGCUUCCUCUACGGGUGCUCCAGGAGCCUUGGAAGACACGCAAGUGAUUAUUGCCUUCGACAACAUUAUACCUCUCAGAUCUGGCAGCUACAACUUCACCCUCGUUGUCCUCACUCUCCCGCGUGAGAGCCCAUCGAUCGUCGCAAGCGCAUGGCCUCGCGAAAGUGCUUGGUCACUAAGCUUAGGCACAGGAUCCUUUGAUUUUCGGACUACGUUAGCCUCGGUGCAGGCAGUGGAAGGCAGGAACACGGCUGUUCAGACAAUCAGAGAUCUUGGACUUGUGACCAGCAACUCUCAAAGGGCUGAGUUGACACAGAUUGAUAUAUUGCUGCAUUUAGAAGCAAGAAGAACUUUGCCAAUGGCGAUUGAGAUUGAGCCACCGAGUGGCUUUCAGCUAGACACGUCGCCAUCUCCUUUGCAUCCUGCCCUGCAAAGCUCAGAGCUAUCGAACCCUUUCAGAUGGCAGCGCGACUGGUCUGCCAGUCAAAUAAGAUCUGGCGAGUACAGGCAGACAAACAGCUCCGUCAAGGUUCCAUGCCCUUUUUUUGAGCUGAUGCUUGAUACCCCCGAGUUCAAGGAGGUUGUAAGUGAUACUGGCCAGUCCGGAAUCUGCACUUCUUUGUGGAGUGGUGGAGUGGGCACCGCCACCUUUGCAGUUUGCAUGGAGGAUGCCUAUACCUCAUUGCCGAGGACGCAAGUACAAUGUCAUGUCCUCGCUGGAAAGGCAGUGCUGGAAAUAUCGGAAGCAAUUCCCAAGAAAUCCGAGCUUUCUUGGUUGACAGCUGGACUUUAUCGAUUAAGCCUGCGAGGCUACAACCCACCAGAGCCGCACUUGGAUGAGUCACCACACAACUCGUGGAGAGUUAGCAUUGCGAGCAAAAGCAACAGCCUUGUUCCAGCCUUGAAUGUGGCGUCCUCCUCCGUUGCCCGAGGAAGCGUGCCAAACUUCAUUCUGGAGGACACCUUGGGCCCAACAACCAUUUGGAGAGGCACUUCGUGGACUGCAGAUACCGAUGUGCAAUCCAUUGACAUUGUGACAGAUGAUGUGCUGAGCCCAACUCGAGUUGUGCAGCUCACAUGAGCGCAACUGCACGGAGCUGAAUUUGCAGUGCUCGCUGCGAUGAUUUGCGGAUCUGCAUGAGAAAGACGUGGACCCGGAAAAAGGCAGCGGGCUGCAGAAGAAGCAACGCACGCUGGCUGGGAACUCGUCAUUCGCAGUGUGAGCGUGCAGAAAUUGGUAUCCGUUUUAAAACCAAUGACAAGGGAACGACGAUGAUGAUGAUCAGGAUGAUGAUGAUGAUGAUGGUGAUGGUGAUGAUGGUGAUGAUGCUGCCUUUCGCAUCCCCGCAUCACCAGCGAGGAGACAGAGGAAAAUGGUGACGACGAUGAUGAUGACGACGCACAGUGACGUUGCACCACCAGCAAGGCCGCGCAGACAAGAGCAUGAAUCCAUGGCGAUGAACAGAGACAGUGCAACAUCCCUAGCAUCACCAACAAGUGCGGCAGUUGUUGCUUUAAUUGUG
Effrenium voratum is the source of this 7399-nucleotide messenger RNA. The record is from the annotation of a GenBank genome assembly. NCBI's taxonomy places the organism in Eukaryota, Dinophyceae, Suessiales, Symbiodiniaceae.